AUGAUACCUAGCGAUGAUAUCUACAAUGAUCGUAAAAUUGUGAUUGAGGACAGUCAUCUUCCUGGUAGCCCCGCACAGCCUACAGAUGACAGUUGGGGGGAGUGGGACAUAACCGGCACAAUUGAUCCCUCUGAUGAUUCGGACGGAGAUUACACCGUGAGUAGCAACGGCGGUGAUUCAGUGAAGCAGCAAUCACAGCAGCGCAAUAUUUCCACAGGUGAAGAUGAGCGACUAAAGGAUCUGAAGACGCGGGGCUGGCAUUGGUGGAAGAUCAAGCAGCAGUUUCCACACCGAAAAUUAAGCGCUUUGCAGCAGCAAUGGUCCUCAAAACUCCGGGAAAGGGGAGAAGAGAAAGUGCAAGCCAAUCAUUUCAGUGAAGUUUUGGAACAGUAUCUCUGCUCAGUGGGGUCUGAUCCGGGGCGCCGACAGCUAGGUGUUGACAAUAUUCUGUUGCGUGGUGCUCUUGAGAAGUUGAACGAUCAGAAUAUAUUGACGGCGUGGCUAGCUAGACUGUGGAGAAAUGUUUUGUUGACAGGUGGGCUGAAGGUGAGGACAUUACUGUGCGACUCGGGGAUGCUAAAUUGGAGCGAGGAGGCCUAUGGCUUGAAUUAUAAGAAUGUGAUGUUGAGGACGAGCCAGCAGGUCCAGUCAUCAGCCUCUGGAAAUUGGCACGGGGAGUGGUAA
Histoplasma capsulatum G186AR is the source of this 684-nucleotide messenger RNA. RefSeq lists its product as uncharacterized. The transcript is spliced from 4 exons. NCBI's taxonomy places the organism in Eukaryota, Fungi, Ascomycota, Eurotiomycetes, Onygenales, Ajellomycetaceae. The record is from RefSeq and is a predicted model, not a curated record. The coding region runs from base 1 to 684 and encodes 227 amino acids.